Molecule: messenger RNA, 834 nt
Organism: Pteronotus mesoamericanus
Lineage: Eukaryota; Metazoa; Chordata; Mammalia; Chiroptera; Mormoopidae
Gene: ODAM
Product: odontogenic, ameloblast associated
Exons: 10
Coding region: 1-834 (277 amino acids)
Biological process (GO): odontogenesis of dentin-containing tooth
Cellular component (GO): cytoplasm; nucleus
Source: RefSeq, a predicted model, not a curated record
AUGAAAACGAUAAUUCUUUGGGGGCUUCUAGGAGCCACAAUGUCAGCUCCGCUUAUCCCACAGCGAAUUUUGUCUGCAAGCAACAGCAAUGAGUUACUUCUGAAUCUUAAUAAUGCUCAACUUCAGCCACUACAGCUUCAGGGCCCGUUUAACUCAUGGAUUCCUCCUUUCUCUGGGAUUCUACAACAGCAAGCUCAAAUUCCAGGGCUCGCCCCAUUCUCUUUAUCAAGUCUAGACCAGUUUGCUAGACUGUUCCCAAAUCAGAUAAGUUUCCCAGGACAGGUCAGUUUUCCUCAGGAAAACCAAGUGAGACAACUGGACCCCUCACAGCCUCAAACACUAGUGCAGACCCAACAAGGCCCUAAUUAUGAGAUGCCUUAUAUGUUCUCCUUUAAAAUGCCUCAAGAGCAAGCACAGAUGCUUCAGUUCUAUCCCGUUUACAUGCUCCUUCCCUGGGAACAACCUCAGCAAACAGUCACACAGUCACCUCCACAAACAGGACAGCAGAAAUUUGAGGAGCAGAUGCCAACGUACACUGAAUUUGGAAAUAUUCCACAACAAGCAGAACCUUUUAUACCAGGAGGACAGCAGCAACUAGCCUUUGACACCUUCCUAGGCACAGCUCCUGAGACUGUUGUGAUGCCUGCAGGAGGAGUGAUACCAUAUUUACAAAAAGAAGUGAUAAAUUUUCGGCAUACCAGUGGAGGAAUUUUCACUCCUUCGACUUCACAAAAACCCAGCACAACAAAUGUUUUUGUUUCUGCUAUAGACCCAACUAACACCCCAGAGCUCAUGGAAGAGAAGGCCAAGACUGGUAGCCUUAAAGAACCAUAA